Pocillopora meandrina is the source of this 3179-nucleotide messenger RNA. Lineage: Eukaryota; Metazoa; Cnidaria; Anthozoa; Scleractinia; Pocilloporidae. The record is from the annotation of a GenBank genome assembly.
AUCCACAGGGCACUCUUUGAUGCAUUGGAUAUUCCAUUAGUAGGUGGAUCAGUGGAAUCACGAUAUCUUUCCAUGGACAAACUAAUUACGCGCGGUGUUUUGGUCUCUUACGGCGAUGUUUCAUGCCCUGAUGGAUUUAUUUACCACAAAGGUGCAAGCGACACUCUUGUAAGGGAAAACGAAAUUUGUAGACCCCCUUUUUGAGCUCCUUCUCAAGCUUCUGUGCUCUGCUAUUUCUUUCAAGUGAAAAAUAAAGUAUGUGGUUAGCGAAAAACAGUUCACAAUACUGAGUAGUUUAAGGUGUUGAAAACAGACUUAUAGAAAAGAGAACAGUUUCAAAUUGGACCCGACUCGUAACUUACCAAAUCUUUCCUCUCUUGAUAGCACCACUCCAAAUUAAAAAAGUAAUUGCAUCAAUUUGUAUCAAUUUUACACCGUUUUCCCAUGAAACUACGAGGCUUUGUUGACGCUAGUAACUCACCAUCGACUAAUAAAAAAAUUAUUUGUAAUUUAAAUCGGAUUGACUUAGAGAUUUCUUUUGUCACAGGUGACCCUCUAGAGUCUGAACACAUUACGUAUCCAUGUGUUGUUAAAGCGAGUAAAGGAGAAGACACCAAAGCGGUACGAUUAGUGAAAGACUCCAAGGUGCUCAACGCAGCUAUUGAGCAUGCGUUAUCGUAUUCAGAUCAUGUUAUCAUUGAAAGGUAGGCAUUACUGUCAAGUAAGUGUAGAAGUCGAGGAGGCGUGUACAAGUGAACAUGGUUUGGCUGUCAGUUUUAACCGUGAUGAUAUUGAUUAUGCCGAUAAGCCACCUCGUUGUCAAGCUUACGUGUGAAGGAAACUGGAAGCCGGAUCCCAACUCGGAUGAAUCUGAUCUGCCGAUGAAAGCAUUUGUUUAAAUACAUGGAAUCAUUAAAAAAAACUUGUGUAGACUGGACUGUAGGUGACUCAAAAUAUGAGGAAACCUGUUUAUUCACAUACGUCUUCCUCAAGGCAAAUUUGUGCAUCUCUAGAAAGAGCCUAGAAGUCUAACUUUGGUAGCUCUUACAUCAGAUGGUUCUUAAUGAGGUUUGAGACAUGUAUGAAUUAAAAGAAAGCAAUUUUUAAUUGCCUGUCGAAAGUAUGUUUCGUGAUUGGUAAAAAUACUCGUAUCACCUCCUCGACCAAUCCAAUGGUAAAGCGAAGACCAAUCCCGACGUGGUCGUUCGCGUUUUCCCAUGAAAAUGGCUGAAUUGUAUAAAAGAAACGAAGGGUCACUCUAAAGUUCUGGCGGGAUACCAAGACAACAAGAUAACAGGAGGCUGCAAAACCUAUUAGUGCACUAAGCAGGCCUUAGAACGUUUAAACAAGCUAUUUCAGGAAUGCAGACUCGUUGGGCUUUCCUAACGUACUAGAUUACUUUAUCAUAAUAAUUCGACCCCUCCUUUGUAUUCAUUGGAGUGGGGCCACACACCUUGCUUAGAGACUAUGUGUAAUUUUGCAGCCUUCGAACGUUUUUCAAUUAAAAAAGUUAAUCAUAUUCAACGAUUUACUACUUCGUUUCUUCUCAUUUUUUUUCGGCAGUUAUAUAGAGGGACGGGAAAUUCGCUGCGCUGUUGUUGAAUCAGCAGCAACUGGAGAAUUAAAAGCUUUGUCGUGCAUCGAGUAUAAAGUACGAGAAAAUGACAUUCGAAGAACUGAAGACAAGCUCAGCUGCAAUGAAAAAGGAUUACCUGUUGGUAAGUACUGGAGAUAUGUGUCCUUAAUUCCAUCAACAGCACCGGUAUUAACACAUGUGCUACGAAGCCACAUUUUCAGGGCACAUUUUCAAGUUAAUUGGAUUCCUAGCUCAGAGAUAUUUUUUGAUCCCAAAUAGAGGUUUUGCAUGCGUCACGUGAUCCCACAGCAACCGUACCUAUGCCGCCGUCAUACAUACCAGGUAAUAACGACAUGGCGGCUGUUGAAGGUGAUCGCGUGCAAUCUUUGCGAGGUUAUUGCGAUUUACUCAGCGCCGAGAAUAAUAAUAACAAAACAAACUGCGAGAGGUUUAAAUGUUAUGCAGGAAUAGAUCCCUACUCUGUAAGUGCCAACUUUUUCCCUUGAUCAAUGGAUAAAUGGUCAGAGGUCGAGUUUCCUGAUAUGGUAAACUACUUUCACUUUUCAACAAGUAAGUUGGUAAAGAACACUUCAAAGCCUACAAAUGUCUUCAGUCCUACCAAAACUUCGUUGCUAAUGGUGUGAGAAGUAUCUUUGUGGGAAAAGUGACCCCAAAUUGUAAAUGUCUUGCAAGAUGAUGGCAGCAAAAAAUGUAAUCUACAAAAUUCGGCUUCGUCUCGACUCAAACUAAGGCUUUCAAAGAGCUGCAUUUCCAGAAACUUGUUAUUCCUUUUAAGUUUUCCAACUACUCUUUGUCUUGCAUAGAAAGAUAUGUUUGAAUUUCAGUAGAUACGGUCGUCAUAUUACUUUUUAAACAGAUGAGCCUCGAUACGUCAACAUUCAUGUUUUUCCUCUCCCCUUUUCCUUAAUUCCUACGCUCUGACUUUCCGUUUGUUGGAAAAGUUCUCGCACAACUUUUCGUUUCUUGUUCUGCCUUUCUUCUGCUUGCUUUUUUCGUUCAAGUGAGGACUGCGAACUUGGCUUUAGGACAGAACUUGGGUGAAUAUUUUAGAGGCAGGCUACAUAUUUAUCUCUCUUUUAGAUUGAGCAAUCCUCUGAGACUUCUCGAUUACUAUUGUCUCGCGUUUAAAUUGCUGCUUAUCAUUGAAAACGCAGCCAAUAGUCAUCAAGUUUCUUCGAUAACACUCAUGAUACUUUUUCAGGGGAAAAGUUUUCAACCAGACUGCAUUAACAAUUUUCUUGUUUCUAUGUUUGUUUUUAUUCUAGGCGAAUCUCCAGAAACUAAAACUUGGUUCCUUGAUCCCAGAAAAGAGGAGAAGCUGAUACAUCGUAUUCAACAACAAAGUUGCCGAGCUUUUCGAGAGUUAGGUUUACACGAUUUUGGUUUAUUCGACUUCCGAGUAGACGUUGAAGGAAAUCCAUUCUUCCUAGAAUGCAAUUUAUGCUGUUCUUUUGGUCCACGGAGCGUUGUCAAUAUAGUCGCCAAGGAUUCAGGUUUUACAGAUGAAAGUUUGUUUGACGUGAUGGUGGAGAACACUUUGCUGCGCAAGUGUAAACAAGAGAAUAACAAUGUUAAUCUGUGA